Trametes versicolor FP-101664 SS1 is the source of this 897-nucleotide messenger RNA. Its product is annotated as P-loop containing nucleoside triphosphate hydrolase protein. The transcript is spliced from 5 exons. Gene Ontology annotation, biological process: mitochondrial respiratory chain complex I assembly; iron-sulfur cluster assembly. Gene Ontology annotation, molecular function: ATP binding; 4 iron, 4 sulfur cluster binding; ATP-dependent FeS chaperone activity. NCBI's taxonomy places the organism in Eukaryota, Fungi, Basidiomycota, Agaricomycetes, Polyporales, Polyporaceae. Gene Ontology annotation, cellular component: mitochondrion. The record is from RefSeq and is a predicted model, not a curated record. Bases 1 to 897 code for a protein of 298 amino acids.
AUGCCGCGCAGAGGCGGCCCAAUCCAGAAACGAUCCUUGCCCCACGUCACGAAAGUGCUCGCCGUCGCCAGCGGAAAGGGCGGCGUGGGCAAGAGUACCGUCGCAGUGAACCUAGCGUUCUCGCUAGCGAUGCAUGCUGAGCACGCACCGCGACAGCGUCCCCGUGUCGGCAUCCUCGACCUCGACAUCUUCGGGCCCUCCAUCCCAAAGCUUAUGGCUCUCGAGAACGUAGAGGAACCCCAGCUGACCGACGCUGGGGCCAUUGUGCCCAUAGUGAACCACGGGCUCCCGUGCAUGUCCAUGGGCUUCCUGCUGCCCAAAGCGCCAGGCACGGACUCGUCCGCGGACACGGCCGUCGUGUGGCGCGGGCUCAUGGUCCAGAAGGCCGUGCAGCAGCUCCUCUUCGACGUCGACUGGCGCGACCCCGACGGCGGUGCGGGCCUCGACGUCCUUGUCAUCGACAUGCCGCCUGGCACGGGCGACGUGCCCCUCACGCUCGGGCAGCUCGUGAACGUCGACGGUGCAGUCAUCGUCUCGACGCCGCAAGACGUCGCGCUCACCGACGUCAGGAAGGGCGUGUCCAUGUUCCAGAAGAUAGCCGUGCCUAUCGUCGGCCUCCUGCUGAACGAGUCGCACUUCAUCUGCCCCUCGUGCACAACCCCGCACGAGCUCUUCGGGCCCCCGGCCGCGUUCCGCGCCACGGCGGCGCGCUUCGGGGUGGACGUCCUCGGCGAGCUGCCGCUUGUCCCUGGGGUGAGCCGUGGGGGAGACCGUGGCGUGCCCUACGCGCUGCACAGCGCGAAUGGGGUGGAUCGGACGACCGAUCCAGGCGGCAAGGAGUGGAGGGAGACGAUGGCUGGUGUCGCUGGGCAAGUGUGGCAGUUCUUGUCAAAGUAG